Lucilia cuprina (Australian sheep blowfly) is the source of this 2371-nucleotide messenger RNA. RefSeq names its product oxysterol-binding protein-related protein 9. Lineage: Eukaryota; Metazoa; Arthropoda; Insecta; Diptera; Calliphoridae. The transcript has 13 exons. The record is from RefSeq and is a predicted model, not a curated record. Gene Ontology annotation, cellular component: intracellular membrane-bounded organelle; membrane; cytosol. Gene Ontology annotation, molecular function: sterol binding. Bases 212 to 2347 code for a protein of 711 amino acids.
ACAAAACAUUAAUAAGUUUCUAUUUAACAACAAUUGCGUCACAAAAAAAAAAAAGAAGCAGAAUUUGCAAUUGAUAGCAAAAAAUUAUAUUAUAUUUUCUUUUUAAAAUAUAAUAAACGAAAAAAACCUAUUUGGUGGAUAGAAAAUUGUGUGUCUCUAGGCUUUUUGGGUAGCUUUUGCUACAAUUGAGAAACAACUAAACAAACAAAUCAUGGCCACCUCAACUUCUUCCAAUACAACAACAGUUACUAUUGGUGCCGGUACUAUGGAAGGCACUUUAAGCAAAUGGACAAAUGUUAUGAAGGGCUGGCAAUAUCGUUUUUUUGUUUUGGAUGAAAACGCUGGACUGUUAUCAUACUAUACGUCCAAAGAAAAAAUGAUGAAAGGAGUACGUCGUGGUUGUGUACGUCUGAAAGAUGCCGUUAUUGGUAUAGAUGAUCAAGAGGAUAAUACGUUUACCAUUACUGUGGAUCAUAAAACGUUUCAUUUUCAAGCUCAACAUAGUGAGGAGCGCGAAAAGUGGGUGCGUCGCUUAGAGGAUACAAUAAGACGCCAUGCAAAUCGUUCUCGCAUGUGGGAAAGUCAGAGUGCAUUCUAUCUUGGUGGCUAUAACAAGGAUUUGACAAAUAAACGUGCAAAUUAUUUAGAAAUAUUUGGACGUCGCGUUUCAGAAGCCGAUGCUUAUUUGCAAUUAAUGAUUGAACAAACAAAUACUAUUGAAAAACGUAUUAAUGAUAUAACAGAUCCAAAUGAAAAAGCUAAAUGUAAAGUUAUACAAGACAAUGCCAGUGCGAUGUUGGAUCAUAUAAAACACUCAAUUGUUAGUUUACAAAUUGCUAAAAAUAUGGCUCAUCCUAUUAAUGGCAUUUACAAUGGCCCCACCAAUAGUUCUUUGGAUAAAACUAAUAUUGAUACACCAGCUACCGCUUCACCCACUUCGAUUAUGUUACCAAAUAUUUUAUUAAAAACGGAAAUUUCAGGUGAUGAUGAGGAUUCUACAACAGAUAAUGUGACAACGGCACCCUUAACAAUGAUUGUUCCGGAAACAUCAUAUUCAAGCAGCGAAGGCGAAGAAGAUUUCUAUGAUGCAAAUGAUGAUCCGUUUACAAGUAUUGGAAGUUCACCGAUGACAUGUGCAACUCGUGGAUUUUCGGUUGAAACAUCUCCAACAAAUGAAAAACCACCUGAACAGCAAGGUAAUAAAACGGAACCCACACCGCCACCCUCUGUGCCUGAAAUUGACGAAUAUCAAACAGCCUCUAGUACGGUUAGUGACAUUGCCGGUGCUGAUGUUGUUGGCACAAGUACACAACAGGGUGGUGGUGGUGUUGUUGCUAACAGAAAUCCACUUUCAAAUCAAGAAUCCAUCGAUUAUGAUGCCUUAUACGAAGAGGAAGAAGAUACAAGUAUUAGCAUGGAAGCCCAUGGUUCAAUGAUAUCACAUUUAUUGUCACAAGUUAAAAUUGGUAUGGACUUGACAAAAGUUGUACUGCCAACAUUUAUAUUAGAAAGACGUUCCCUAUUGGAAAUGUAUGCUGACUAUUUUGCCCAUCCAGAUUUAUUUUUAAAGAUUGCCGAUUUAGAUAGUCCACGUGAUCGUAUUGUACAGGUUUGUCGUUGGUAUUUAAGUGCUUAUCAUGCUGGACGUAAAAGUGCUGUUGCCAAAAAACCCUACAAUCCUAUAUUAGGUGAAGUUUUUCAAUGUCAUUGGGAUAUUCCUGGUGAAAAUCCUGAUGAAAAUAAUGUUCAAGAUGGUCCUAUACCCUGGUGCCGAAGAGAUCAGUUAACAUUUUUAGCCGAACAGGUUUCACAUCAUCCACCCAUUUCUGCGUUUUAUGCCGAACACUUUAAUAAGAAAAUCACUUUCUCUGCUCAUGUCUGGACUAAAUCAAAAUUUUUGGGUUUAUCAGUGGGUGUACAUAAUAUUGGCGAAGGUGUUGUUACUUUAGUGGAUCGUGGUGAAGAAUAUAUUGUUACUUUUCCAAAUGGUUAUGGACGUUCCAUUUUAACAAUACCCUGGAUUGAAUUGGGUGGUUCGGUAGAAAUCAAAUGUCCUCAAACUGGCUAUUAUGCUCAAGUGGAAUUUUUGACUAAACCAUUUUAUGGCGGUAAACGUAAUAAAGUUACUUGUGAGAUUUAUUCUCCCAAUGAAAAGAAACCAUUUGUUUCAAUUGCUGGCGAAUGGAGUGGUUUAAUGGAAGCUAAAUGGCAUGAUACCCAUAAAACUGAAGUAUUUGUCGAUGUAAAUCGUAUACCAAUAUUUAAGAAACAAGUUCGACCAAUCGUUGAACAGGAAGAAUACGAAUCAAGACGUGUUUGGAAGGAAGUUACCGCUGGACUCAAGUAAUGAUUUUUUUAUUGUUAUUUAUAU